CAUGUCAGUGUGAUGCUAUGUCAACAUAGCAGCGGACAGAAACAACAAAAGCCUUGUCGUGAGGAUAAUAAUUUACUUUCAACAGCUUUUAUUAGUCUCUCACUAGAAGCUGUUCUCGAAAAACAGCCUGUCAACGUGUUUUUAACCUAGUAUAGAGGAGCUGUCAGCAGACUGGAUUAUUCAUAGUCGUCGUACAUAACUAGUGGGCGCAGGAAUUGGCCAUACAUGUAACGUUAGAAUAUGAACUAGCGUGUUGGCAUUUAAAGUCACAAGACAGAAUAAGUCCACUUUAGUGCUGUGGUAACAAAAUUCUCGCCGCCGCCUACAGUUGACACGAACGAACGAAGAAGUGGGUGGUGUAAUGAUGUUGCCUUGAGCUAAAGUGUGCUCAAAGUGUAUUUUCCUAGAGUAUUCGUACUCUCAUUGGCACAAAGUUGAGGUCUGUGGGAUAAAACAAGGUCCUUGUGGUUCCCACACCACCCAUUUCAGGUAUCGAAAAAGGAAGACCUAUUUUAUGCAGUUUUUACCUUGACUUGUGAGCAUUAAAGAUGGCUGAGAACUGGAAGAACUGUCUGGAAGAGGAGCUCAUAUGCCCUAUUUGUUUGAACGUGUUCUCGGAGCCGGUUCAGCUCCCUUGCAAACACAACUUCUGCCGCAUGUGUAUCAACGAGGCCUGGUCUAAAGAUACAGGAAUGGUCCGGUGUCCCGAAUGCAACCAUGCCUACAGCCAAAAACCAGCUCUGGAGAAGAACCACAAACUGUCCAACAUUGUGGAGAAGUUUAACGCGUUAAACGUUGAGAAGACGCCAGCAGUUUUGCACUGCAUUUUGUGUCGACGCGGCCCUCCGCUUCAAGCCCAGAAGGUUUGCCUCAGGUGCAAUGCGCCCUGCUGCCAUUCCCACGUACAGACCCAUCUCCAACAACCUUCUUCCAAUGCUGGACACUUACUGGUGGACACUGAGGAUGUGCGGGCCUGGAGCUGUCCACAGCACGACGAGUACAGACUAUAUCAUUGUGAAACCGAGCAUGUGGCCGUCUGCCAGUACUGCUGCUUCUCCAGAUGUGCUACCAACCACGGCCACGCGGUGUGCGAUAUAGAAGUCAGACGUAAUGAUAUCAGACAAAUGCUGAUUAAACAGCAGGAUCGAAUCGAGGACCGGGUUCAGGACAUAGAAGAGCAGCUCUACAAACUAGAAUCUGACAAAUGUCUCAUGGAAGACAAAGUGCAGCACCUGAAGGAGGAGGUGCAGCUGCAGUAUCAGAAAAUGCAGCAGCUCUUGGAGGAGGAUCUGGGGAAGACCCUGGAGGUCCUGGAUAAGGCCCAUUCCAAGUUCUGCCAGGAAAACUCGGCGCAGGCCCUGCAGCUUCACCAGAAACAGCAAGAGGCUAAGAAACUGCUCAGCUCCAUCCAGAUGGUUUUUGAUAAGGCAGAGGACAUCGGUUUUAUGAAGAACACAAAAUCUGUGAAAAUACUAAUGGACAGGUCUCAGUCGUAUGUGGGCAGCACAUUGUCAUCGUACAAAGUGGGCAGCCUCAACUCCAAACUCUUUCUGUCUGAAAUCUCUAAAAGAGAGAAGAACCUCUGCAAGAUGCUGGAAGCUCCGUUCAGCGCUCCAGCAAACUUUUUCCAGAGUAUUCCGGCGUACCUUUGCGAGAAGCGCAGACACUCAGUGGCGUUCCCCGAAGGCAGCGGCAGCAGCCGAGCUGGCGCUAGCUUCAUGGACUCAUCCUCAUCAGGCCCUGCGGCUGCCAAGCAGCCGUGCCUGAGUCUCACUCAGGGCUCUGCCCCAGGCGAAGGUCAGUCCUCCCAGCAUGCUCUAGGGCCGUGUGGCUCCACCCAACACGUAGGAAGCAGCAGCUCAGCCUCCGGCUCUCAACCCUUACCGCACUCUGCCUCGGUGUUCCCGCACUCCCAUUACCCAAACGGCAGCUCCUCCCAGCUGCCCCAGUAUGGAGCGCGGAAGAUCCUGAUGUGCACGGUUGAUAACUGUUACUGCUCAGGGGUGCCCUCCGUGUCCAACCACCGCGGACAUCCACCCUACCCUCGAUCCAGCUCUUUCCCCUGGCCAGUGAGCUCGCAGGAGUACUCCCACGCCCCUCUGCCCUCGGCCCCGGCCAUGUCCCAGUCUCUCCAGAGCCUGUCCAUGCGUGACUGGAUCGACGCCUCUCAGUCGCACAGGCACACUGACUUCUACAGCCUCUACGGCCAGUCUUCCACCAAGCAUUACGUCACCAGUUAACCCCUGCUCCAGUGACUGCUGCCAGUCACCAGAUGGGGCAUCCUUUUCCACUGAGAGAUGUCUUAAAGAGAUGCAUGUGGGGCAUUUUUAUACGCAGACCUCAUCAAUCAUUUAGAAUGAACUGCUGAAGUCCGAGAGCAGCGAAAAAGAAAGUUAAUAUCACAAAGUCAAGCAUAGCUUUGCACAUUAUUUAGGCACUAAUGGUGUUGUGAUUAUGUACGAUGAACGCAAGUUUCUCUUCUAAAAAAAUAACACUUGAUGCUUGCAAGAGAUGCAGAAAUGGAGGAUGUUGUCAUUUGUUGAAUCAUCAAUAAUGUUGCACUUUCUUUGUAAGACCCAAAUUUCGCAAUUACCGUUGACUCAUAAGGCGAAACGAUGGAAGUCAGCAGUAAAACCAUUAAGUUGGCUCUUAAUGAAACUUAAGAUGAUUUACUGUUGAGAGAAUUGAAGCCCACGAUGUUUUAUUAACUUCACAUGGUU
Carassius auratus (goldfish) is the source of this 2720-nucleotide messenger RNA. RefSeq names its product E3 ubiquitin-protein ligase TRIM8-like. The record is from RefSeq and is a predicted model, not a curated record. NCBI's taxonomy places the organism in Eukaryota, Metazoa, Chordata, Actinopteri, Cypriniformes, Cyprinidae. The transcript has 6 exons. Bases 549 to 2240 code for a protein of 563 amino acids.